AUGACAGAUCUAAGCAGUUCUCCACCCAACUAUGAUGCUAAGAAGAGGCAACGAGUAUCGAUAGCCUGCCUUCCAUGCCGGGCGAAGCGCAUGCGUUGUGACGGACAACAGCCUGUCUGUGGGUCGUGCGUGAAAAGAGGAAUAGAUUGCGAAUAUCAACACGGCGAAAAUAAACGAAGGCCACCUAGCAAGAAAUAUGUUGAAUCACUACAGGCUCGCAUCAGCCAACUAGAGGCUCAACUAGUGGCUCUGGGCUCAUCAGGGCCGCUUGGUCCUGACAUCAAAGACCCGCAUGAAGAUGACCCCGACAAUGGCAGCGUCGAUGAGGAGCCCGAUCCUCUCUCAGAACUUACUGGUCUCGUUGGCCGUCUGAAUGUCAUCGACGAUGGCCAACUUCACUACUUUGGCUCCCAGAGCUCAUACAAUCUCCUUAAAGGACCUCUACACAGUGCCACACCCCAGGCAACACCGCUCAGGAUGCAAACACAAGGUAUCAGCGCCGCUGCUCAGUUGGGCCUAUUGGUCACCAUCUCUGCCGAGCUCCAGGAUCACUUGCUCGAGCUCUACUGGCGGUGGCAGAAUCCUUGGAACUACAUUGUCCACAAGGGGGCAUUCUUGGCGAGUCUCCGGGGCGAGAAUGACGGGCGGUAUUGCUCGCCACUGCUCCUCUCGUCCAUCUUUGCCAUUGCAGCUCGCUAUUCAGACCGGCCGGAACUAUGCUCAGUGCCAGGAGAUCUUAGCACAGCUGGUAGCGCGUUUUGCGAGCAGGCCAAGGUUCUCCUCCUGUAUGAAAGUGAAGCGCCCUCUGUAGCGACCGUGCAAGCAGCUUGUCUCUUGGCACUUCGCAUCAUGUCGGAUGGCAAGGAGGCACUAGGUUGGCUGUACUGUGGAAACGCAACGAGAAUGGCACAUAACCUUGGCCUACAUCUAGACUGCGCGGCAUGGAUCUCGUCAGGACAGAUAUCAGAGCAUGAGGCUGAGGUAAGAAAAGUCACAUGGUGGGGAUGUUUUGUUGUGGACAAACUCUUCUCACUUGGAUUGGGUCGACCAAGUAGUAUCCAAAAGUCAGGCAUCACUUGCCCCAAGCCCAGCGUCAACAAGGAUGAAGAAUAUGCCCCGAACCGUAAAUCGUCAACUAGAGACGUCGAGGAUAUUGUCAGCAAAGCAGAUGUAGAGUUGAGAACAAGCUAUGCUACACUGCCGAGUUAUCUGCGCUUGUCGUCAUCACAAAAGACGCCAACUCUUCCCCAUAUUUACCUGUUCCAUAUCCAAUACCAUGCACAUUUGAUUCUCCUGCACCGGCCCCUGGUUCAAAGCGACCGUCCUCAACGAUCAAAAUCAAGCAAGACAAACAUGGGAAACGGGAAUAUUACUGAGCAAAUUGACGAAUCUGCCGACGAUCGCCACAUGGCUACCUGCCGGGACUCAGCCGCGGAGAUUGCAAAGUUAUUGCGUCUCUAUAAAAUACAUUACACCUUGCGUCAAGUACCCAUCGCUGCCGUUCAUCUCUGCUUCUCGGCUGCCGUGAUUCAUCUCAUCGAUGCCAGGCCAUCGAGCGCACAUAGAGCCCAAGCAAUCCGGCAUCUCGGCACGUGUGUGGAUGCGCUCCAAGAUCUGAAAAGGCCUUGGUGCACAUGGGCGGAGCGGUCUCUCAGAGCUGUGCAAUUGCUGGCGCGCGAGUGGUACCACUGUGACGACUUUUCAGAUCUGCAAAAGAGUUCUCAUCUUGAACAGAGGGAUCAUCUCGCUGCAGCAGAGGGGGAGAUACUCAUUGCACCUGAUGAAUUGGGUGCCAAUACCGUGCGGUGCGAUCCAGGGCAUGACGGCGUCGAUCUGUUGGUGCCGUAUGGCGUCAACAUGGCACCAACUUCAAGUAAUGAGCAAGUCUCUAAUGAGAUGGGGGAUUCUGCAGAUCAGCUGGCCUUUCUGUUUGAGUUUUCCGCUCCCGAGCAGGAGACAGAUGUGCUCAUCAGAGAGUGGCUUUCAGAUAGCGGAUAUGGCCUGUCCGGCAAUGCAGUGGAUAUACAGUAA
This is a messenger RNA of Pestalotiopsis fici W106-1, 2031 nucleotides long. RefSeq lists its product as uncharacterized. Bases 1 to 2031 code for a protein of 676 amino acids. Gene Ontology annotation, biological process: regulation of DNA-templated transcription; DNA-templated transcription. The record is from RefSeq and is a predicted model, not a curated record. Gene Ontology annotation, molecular function: DNA-binding transcription factor activity, RNA polymerase II-specific; zinc ion binding; DNA binding. The transcript is spliced from 8 exons. NCBI's taxonomy places the organism in Eukaryota, Fungi, Ascomycota, Sordariomycetes, Amphisphaeriales, Sporocadaceae.